UCGCGCUGCGCUCAUCACACAAGUAUGUGGAUGUUUCACAGACUCCAAAGCGAGACGGUCGAAGCGGUUUAUUUCUCAGCGCAGCGCACAGAGGAUGCGCCUCUCGCCUUUUACAGAGAUUUAGCGUUACAAAUAACUCAUCUUUAUCACAACCUGAGGGGCGCCGAAAGUACUUUGAAUAGAGUCCUGGAAUCUUUCUCUCUUACUGUAACAUCAUGGACAGACUGCAGUCUCGAGGUCACCGGGUUGAUGUUCAGCGACAGUGAAUGAAGAUGAGGUCCAUGAUGGAUCACCAUCACGAUAUGAAAUGUAAAAUAGUUGUGGUCGGGGACACUCAGUGUGGGAAGACGUCUUUGUUAAAUGUUUUUGCCAAAGACUCUUUUCCAGAGAACUAUGUUCCUACAGUGUUUGAGAACUACACAGCCAGUUUUGAGGUGGACACUUUGAGAGUUGAGCUCAGUCUUUGGGAUACUUCAGGGUCUCCAUACUAUGACAACGUGCGCCCCCUCUCUUAUCCGGACGCUGAUGCAGUUCUCAUCUGUUUUGAUAUCGGUCGACCAGAGACUCUGGAGAAUGUGCUAAGGAAGUGGAAGGGGGAAAUUGAGGAGUUCUGUCCCAAUACUAAAGUACUUUUGGUUGGAUGCAAGUCAGACUUACGUGCAGAUCUGGCCACAUUUGUGCAGCUGUCCAAUGACAUUCCUUCAUCGUAUGACCAGGGUUCAAACAUGGCCAAGCAGAUCUCGGCCCCUUACAUCGAGUGCUCAGCACAGCAGUCUGAGAACAGCGUGAGGGACAUUUUUCACAUAGCCACAUUGGCCUGCAUCAGUAAAAGUAACAAGAAUGUGAAGCGCGUGAAGUCCGGCAGAGCCACCAAGAGGACCUCACACGUAUCUAACAGGCCCGAGCUGGACUCAGUGUCACGCCUACACAAGACCAAGACAAAAACCUGCACAGUCAUGUGAUUUCAGAAGCCAUUUCAUCUGCAUGCAUUCCUUCUCCUAUCAGGAUUCCUUCUAAAAGUCCAUUGGGAGAAUUAAUGGGAUAUGAACUGAAGGGAGAUAUUUUGCACUUCACUAAUAUUCACAAUAUGUACCACUGAACUGAGUGAGCGACAUGUAUUAAUGAUGAUGCAUUCUAUUCUCCCCUAUUUAAAAGCACCUCAGAACAUUUUAGGCAUUAUAAAAAACCUAAAGCAGGGAAAACAUCUGUUCCUAUGUAUUGCCAAAUGAGCACUUAUAACUUUGUAGAAGCUGUCCAAAGAAGAAUUUCCUCUGGAUUUUGUGUUGUAAUAUUUCAUUGCAAUGUACCCCAGUUUAUGGACGUAAAUAACUUCUUGGAGUAACGUGGUCGGUGCUGCUAACCUCAGUCCUGUCCUAUUAGAUCUGACUGCACCAAAAAGUGUCAAAUGUCACAGAUAUGCAAACACAUUCCAAACACUAUAUAGCCUAAAACUUUUCUAAAAUACUCUACGUACAGUAUGCAGAUUUAAAGGUUUGCCUAUAUUCUUUCUUUAAAAGAACUUGCAUGGCAACCACUUAUGAUAUUUUAUAUCACUACUUUAUCAGUGUUGUUGAAUGUUUCUAGAUCAUUCAGCUGAAAACAAAAAAACAGAUGAGUUGUGCUUAUUAUAUAUAUGUGUAUGUAUGUGUGUAUAUAUAUAUAUAUAUAUAUAUAUAUAUAAUGUAUAUAUAUACACACUAUUUUCUCUUUUCUAAGAGAUGAGAAUUACACAAGUGAAGAAGUGAAGCAAAAUUAGAAAAAAAAAGAAAAAAAGAUGCAGUCAUGUGGAUUUUAGCAUUAUGGAUCUUCCCCCAAAAAAACCUACACACAUAAAAGAUGCACAAAACUAAAAUACAAAAAAUAAAAAGUGUUUGUAUGAAUGUAGGUUUUUAAUAAAUGUAAAAUUAAAAUGUUACAAGGGUUACAUUAAAACAAUAGAAAAGCUUUGGAACCACA
This is a messenger RNA of Megalobrama amblycephala (Wuchang bream), 1956 nucleotides long. It is a transcript of the gene rnd3b, whose product is annotated as Rho family GTPase 3b. The record is from RefSeq and is a predicted model, not a curated record. Gene Ontology annotation, molecular function: GTPase activity; GTP binding. Gene Ontology annotation, biological process: small GTPase-mediated signal transduction. NCBI's taxonomy places the organism in Eukaryota, Metazoa, Chordata, Actinopteri, Cypriniformes, Xenocyprididae. Bases 267 to 962 code for a protein of 231 amino acids. The transcript is spliced from 5 exons.